Molecule: messenger RNA, 1359 nt
Organism: Megalops cyprinoides (Indo-Pacific tarpon)
Lineage: Eukaryota; Metazoa; Chordata; Actinopteri; Elopiformes; Megalopidae
Product: dual specificity protein phosphatase 19-like
Exons: 4
Coding region: 229-882 (217 amino acids)
Biological process (GO): regulation of MAP kinase activity; protein dephosphorylation
Cellular component (GO): cytoplasm
Molecular function (GO): JUN kinase phosphatase activity
Source: RefSeq, a predicted model, not a curated record
GGGACUGAAAGUGGUUCGUUUGAAAACAGGCAUACAGCUUUCUGCAGUAGUUUCAGUCUGAUCGUUUUCUGUUUCAUGUUCCAGUACAGUAGGGUAUGGUUGGGUUUCAUGUCCACAGUAAAUGAAGUCUGCGAGUGAGUGAAUAAGGGACUGGUCUGGGAUCCGGGAGAAUCUACAGUAGCUAAUCGUGUUUUUAAUCAUUAUUUUGCUCUGUUUGAGGCAUAUACAAUGCAGUCCCUUUCACAGGAAAUUAAGGGAUUUUCCAAGACUAACCUGAAAAAGCAAAGUACCCGAGUGACAGCGUUAAGUGGCCGGCGGACCAUAGAAACGUGGGAAGGCUCGACCGUGGAAGUUGUUGAAGACGUUUCGGAGCCCGGGAGGGGUUGCGGUUACGUCCACGAUUACAGCAGUGAUUUACAAGUCGGUAUUAUUAGGCCUUAUCUACUGCUUGGGUCACAAGAUGUUGCCCAGGACUUAAGUACUUUAAGGAAAUUUAAGGUAUCACAUAUAUUGAAUGUUGCAUAUGGUGUUGAAAACGCCUUCCCUUAUGAGUUUAUUUAUAAAUCUUUGGAUAUACUGGAUCUUCCGGAGACUGCCAUCACCUCAUAUUUCCAGGAGUGUUUUGAGUUCAUCGACCAAGCCAAAGCAGCCGACGGAGUGGUGUUGGUACACUGCAAUGCUGGAGUCUCUCGAUCAGCCUCAAUAGUCAUUGGAUACCUGAUGUCCAGAGAGGGGCUGGCUUUUGAUGAGGCCUUCACCUCCGUUAAAAAGGAACGGCCUGCCGUUUGUCCCAAUCCAGGCUUCCUCAUACAACUGAAAAAUUUCAAACCGCAAGAGGGCGUACACCUAGGUGGUGCCAUCCACACGCUCAAACAGAGCUGAACGCAUGCAUCGUAUCACUGCAUUCUAACCUGUGGUAUUUUUUGCAACAGUUGCAGAUAUGAAGGUCAGAUUUUGGUAUUUGAACUGCAGUGUUUUUACAGCAUUCUCGUGUCGUGAAGCUGAUGAGGUGUUUUGACUGUUGAAGUGUUGAAUUAAGCUAAGUGAAACUGAGAGGUCAACAAAAUAGCCACACGUUUCUCAGAAGUAUGUGCCAUUUAUACAAUAUUGGCUUAAGUUAAUACAGCACCCAGCUCAGAUCUGAACAAUUCAUUUCUGUUUUCACUUGUUUCAGAUAUUUUGCCAAAAAAGGGAUGAUGUCCACUCACUGUGUCUGACAGUGGGGUGUCUGUUGUCAGUUCUUUUUUUGGAUGAAGUGUUUAAAGUGUGUGUUUUAAUGGCUGCCUAUGUAGUGUGUGCAUGGCACAGGUGACCUAAUAUUUACUAACUAAUACUUUCUUCCAGGUGACCUAAACGAUU